CAUGAUCACAGAGGAAGACCACAGAGUCAAGGAACUAGUCAUAUGAUUGCAGAGAGAUCACUUUAUUCAAGGCUGGAAGUGGAGAUUUGAGCUCUUUCUGCUGACCAUUACUGAGGUGCCCAACAAAAUGGCUUUCCUGCUGAUGUUUGUCACUUUGCUUCACCUCAUAACACUGACUGCUCUCUUCAUUGCCACCAUGGAAAAGUCUUGGUGGGUUUGGGAUGGGACAGAGAGCUCUGAUCUCUGGUAUAACUGUAAGUUUGCCAACGUGACUCAGUCCUGGUUGUGCGCUUCCUCAAAGGAAACAGAAUGGCUACAAGCUGUCCAAGUUUUGAUGGUCCUCUCCAUAGUCUUCUCUUCCGUGUCCUUCUUGAUCUUCCUUGGGCAGCUCUUCACAAUGUCUAAGGGAGGACUCUUCUACUUCACUGGUGUAUGUCAAGCCUUUGCAGGUCUCACUGCUUUAGCAGCAACACUAAGCUACACAUUGCACAACAAAGAAAUCCUUCAGGAUACCCGCGAGUUGAGCUCAGGACGCUUUGGUUAUUGCUUUAUUUUGGCAUGGGUGUGUGUGCCUCUGCUACUGUGCAGUGGUAUGAUGUACAUUCACUUGCGGAAAAAAGAAUAA
Messenger RNA from Chanos chanos (milkfish), 625 nucleotides. It is a transcript of the gene emp3b, whose product is annotated as epithelial membrane protein 3b (MAM blood group). The transcript is spliced from 6 exons. The record is from RefSeq and is a predicted model, not a curated record. Lineage: Eukaryota; Metazoa; Chordata; Actinopteri; Gonorynchiformes; Chanidae. Gene Ontology annotation, cellular component: plasma membrane. The coding region runs from base 128 to 625 and encodes 165 amino acids.